Messenger RNA from Kalmanozyma brasiliensis GHG001, 1620 nucleotides. Its product is annotated as General substrate transporter. Gene Ontology annotation, cellular component: membrane. NCBI's taxonomy places the organism in Eukaryota, Fungi, Basidiomycota, Ustilaginomycetes, Ustilaginales. Gene Ontology annotation, molecular function: carbohydrate:proton symporter activity. The record is from RefSeq and is a predicted model, not a curated record. The coding region runs from base 1 to 1620 and encodes 539 amino acids. Gene Ontology annotation, biological process: transmembrane transport; carbohydrate transport. The transcript has 2 exons.
AUGGUCUUCCAAGUUCGCGGGACGCCCAUCGGCGCCCUCACCAUCUUCAUCGCGGCUCUGGCCUCGAUGGGUGGUUUCCUCUUCGGUUGGGACACUGGUCAAAUCUCUGGUCUUCUCGAGAUGGAGGACUUUAAACGUCGCUUUGCAACUGUCGAUGACCCCUCCGCCGUUGGCGGCAAGGAUUGGAACCCCUGGCUUGAGGGUGUGGUUGUCUCCCUGCUCAGCGUUGGAACCGCAAUUGGCGUGCUCAUUGGCGCUCCCCUUGCCGACAAACUCGGUCGUCGUUGGGCCAUGGUCGUAGAGUGCAUCGUCUUCGACAUUGGCGUCAUCAUCCAGGUCACCUCCUUCCUCUCUUGGGAACAGGUCGCCAUCGGCAGAUUGGUGACCGGAUUGGGAGUUGGAGCCCUCUCUGCCGCGGUUCCACUGUACCAAAGUGAAACUGUACCACGACAAGUACGAGGAGCGUUGGUUGGAACAUACCAGCUCUUUAUCACCUUCGGGAUUUUGCUCGCGUACUGUACAAACAUCGGCACGAGAGGCUACAACAACUCAGCUCAAUGGCGCGUCCCCAUCGCCCUCGGCAUCUUCUUCUCCUCGAUCCUCGCUGUCGGCAUUCUGUUCUGCCCCGAGUCUCCCCGAUGGCUCGCCGCACGAGGCCGCAACGAAGAAGCCUACAAGUCCUGUGCAGCCGUGCGAGGCGCAAAGUACGGCGACAACAACCCCUGGGUCGAGGCCGAGUACCGGGACAUCAUCUCGGUCGUCAAAGCCGACGAGAAGAUCAAGGAAGCUGGUUGGAUCGACUGCUUCAAGCCUCGCAACAAGACGCUCUACCGUACGCUCCUCGGUAUGACCCUCCAGGCCGGUCAGCAGUUUACAGGUGCCAACUACUUUUUCUACUUUGGUACGGCCAUCUUCACGCAAGUUGGUCUCAACGACUCCUUCGUGACGCAGAUCAUCCUCGGUGCCGUCAACUUUGCCUGCACAUUCCUCGGACUUUACAUCCUCGAGCGAUUCGGUCGUAGGUGGCCGCUCAUCUACGGUGCCGCUUGGCAAUCGUUCUGGCUGUUCGUCUUCGCCAUUGCCGGUGUGGUGGGUGGUCCGAGGCCGGAGCAGAUCUCGCAGGGCGUGGGCAAGUUGCUCAUCGUCUCGGCGUGCAUGUUCAUCUUGGGUUACGCAAGCACCUGGGCGCCCGGUAUUUGGAUCUGGAUCGGUGAGAGCUUCAGCUACCGCACCCGCGCUAAGCAGGCUUCGCUCGCAACACUCGCCAACUGGGUGUCCAACUUCCUCAUCUCCUACUUCUCCUCGCCCAUCGCCAACGACAUCUACUUCUCCUACGGCUUCGUCUUUGCCGGCUGCAACUUGGCCAACUGCAUCAUUGCGUUUUUCUUCGUCUACGAGUCGGCGGAUCUGACGCUCGAAGACGUCGAUGCCAUGUACAACGAUCCCAACUGCAAGGCGUGGAACUCGACCAAGUGGGUGCCUGCUGGCUACACAUCGAGGGACCAGAUCAAGGAGAAGGAGUCCGGUCAGGGAAGCGAGGUCGGCGAGUGGAACUCGUCCCCCUCGGCUCUGCCGGACGAGCAGGAGAAGAACAAGACCAACCCUCUGCAGGUGGCCUAA